AUGCAAGAACAACUAGAAAAGGUCCAACAAGACAUACAAGAAUCCUAUAGGAGCUUGAUGAGCCAGUUAGCACAGCUAUUGGCUAGGGAUAAAAAGAAAAACCCUGUGGUCAAUUCUGGAGACGAUCAAGAAGACCCUGCAUAUCUUCCUGGUUUCACCCCAAUAAGUGUCCAGGCCCAACCAGACGAGCAUCUACAAGGGGCACCCAAUACUAACAGACCCCAACAAUAUCAGACCGGUACCUCGGCACCUGUGAACUACCCGACAGGCUCAGGAUCCAAUCCAAGGGACGAUCCAACCAAUCCUGCAGUUCCUGAUUUAGACGAAAUGACAGAAAUAGAAAAAGCAAGGGCAGAACUGCCAAAGCAACUCGAAGAUCGGUUCAGGUGGUUGGAAGAAAAACUCAAAGAAAUAGAGAAUGCUAAUUACCCAUGCGGGGUCAAUGCCAAGGAUCUAAGUUUGGUCCCAGAUCUAGUACUCCCACCGAAAUUCAAGGCUCCAGAAUUUGAAAAAUAUAAUGGGACCAGUUGUCCUGAAGCUCACAUCACGACAUUCUGUCGAAGAAUGACAGGAUACAUUGAUAAUGAUCAACUGUUAAUUCAUUGCUUCCAAGAUAGUCUAAUUGGAUCGGCUGCCAAAUGGUACAACCAGUUGAGCCGUGCCAAUAUCCACUCAUGA
This is a messenger RNA of Gossypium raimondii (Peruvian cotton), 678 nucleotides long. RefSeq lists its product as uncharacterized. The transcript has a single exon. Lineage: Eukaryota; Viridiplantae; Streptophyta; Magnoliopsida; Malvales; Malvaceae. The record is from RefSeq and is a predicted model, not a curated record. Bases 1 to 678 code for a protein of 225 amino acids.